Sinocyclocheilus grahami is the source of this 1606-nucleotide messenger RNA. RefSeq names its product cathepsin O (gene ctso). Bases 62 to 1060 code for a protein of 332 amino acids. Gene Ontology annotation, molecular function: cysteine-type peptidase activity. Gene Ontology annotation, biological process: proteolysis. NCBI's taxonomy places the organism in Eukaryota, Metazoa, Chordata, Actinopteri, Cypriniformes, Cyprinidae. The transcript is spliced from 9 exons. The record is from RefSeq and is a predicted model, not a curated record.
AAUGAAAGUUGUUCAAGUGUACAGAAUGAUUAACUGAACGUUUACUAAUAACUCUAUUUAAAUGGCGUUUACUUCAACAUUAGUUGUUUUGACAAUUUACCAUGAGCUGCUCACGGGAUCCAACGGCGUCGAACUAUUCAGGACAACUCUGACGGACGGAGAACGAAUGAAGACUUUUCAGCGAGGACAUGAAAACAAUGAACACUAUCAGAGACGGAUUCAUUUCCAGAACUCACUCAAGAGACAAGCCUUUCUGAAUUCAGCACUGAAGAGAUCAGACCAGUCUGCCCGUUACGGCAUCAACCAGUUCUCGGACUUAUCUCCACAGCAAUUCAAAGAGCGAUAUCUCACUGCCCGGACUGAGACGGCUCCAAAGUUUGACCCCUCUAGGACUGGAAUUCAAGUUAAGAUGAAUUAUCCACCCAAGUUUGAUUGGAGGGACCAUGGAAUUGUCGGACCAGUCCGAAACCAGGAGUCGUGUGGAGGAUGCUGGGCCUUCAGUGUGGUGGAGGCCAUUGAAACGGUAUCUGCUAAAGAUGGUGGAAAACUGCAGCAGCUCAGUGUGCAGCAGGUUAUAGACUGCUCUUAUGAAAAUGAGGGCUGUAAUGGUGGAUCUCCUGUUGGAGCUCUGGAUUGGUUGGCACAGACCAAACUGAAGUUGGUGAAUGAGGCGGAGUAUCCCUUCAAAGACAUGGCUGGGAUCUGCCAGUACUUUCCUCAGUCUCACACUGGAGUGGCAGUGAGGAAUUACUCAGCUUAUGACUUCAGUGGACAGGAGGAGGUGAUGAUGAGUGUGCUGGUGGAGUCGGGGCCUCUUGUUGUCAUUGUGGAUGCCAUCAGCUGGCAGGAUUACCUGGGCGGCAUCAUUCAGCACCAUUGCUCCAGCCACAACGCCAACCAUGCCGUCCUGAUCACCGGUUAUGAUACCACAGGGGAAGUGCCGUAUUGGAUAGUACGCAAUUCAUGGGGGACCUCAUGGGGUGACAAUGGAUAUGCUUACAUAAAAAUAGGGAAUGACAUGUGUGGCAUUGCGGACAACGUUGCUGCUGUUUUUCUGUAAUUGUCAAUAAUCUUUGUACUUCCGUGAAAAGACCGUGGCAGAUCGACAUUUUAAAAAUAUCACCCUCAGGACGGAAAUCCUCCGGUGUAGCUGAUGAGAAUUGUAAAAAUUAUCACGGGGAUGCGGAUAACAAAUCCUAUUGCCUCUCGAAUGCAAAGCAAGUACGCUGCUAUUUGAGCUAAUACACCACAUUCCUAAUCCCAGCCACUGUAGCCCAAAAUAAUUGCAGUCAGAGCCGCUUUCUAUUUUAGUUAUCACACACCAGCUAGAUUUGUCCAUAAGUAUGCUUUAAUCUGUAGAAAACACUGUUGGUGAAUACAAGUGCACAACUGAACACGUAUUGUAUUGUGACAUUGCACUGAUAUAGGACACAAGGGAACUCAUCUGCAAAAAUGUGAAAAUAUUAUUAGAUGUGAAUACUAAUUACAGCCCUAAAGAGUUUUGCAAGAAAAAGUGCUUAUUACUACAGCAUGUACCAGAUAUUUAAAAAGUUCUGCUUUUAUAAAAAAAUGUAACUACAAAGUUAACUUUUUAUUCUGUUUUACA